This is a messenger RNA of Epithele typhae, 366 nucleotides long. RefSeq lists its product as uncharacterized. The coding region runs from base 1 to 366 and encodes 121 amino acids. The record is from RefSeq and is a predicted model, not a curated record. The transcript has 2 exons. Gene Ontology annotation, molecular function: glutamate synthase activity. NCBI's taxonomy places the organism in Eukaryota, Fungi, Basidiomycota, Agaricomycetes, Polyporales, Epitheliaceae.
AUGGUGUGCGCCUCUGAGGUCGGUGCGGUGUACAUCGCCCCGGAGACGGUCAUCCAGAAGGGUCGCCUCAAGCCUGGGCGCAUGCUCUUGGUCGAUACCGAGGACGGCCGAAUCGUUGACGACAAAGAACUCAAGCGCGCCACCGCGCGCAAGCAGGACUUCGCGUCCAACGACCCGAAGCUCCUCACGUCCGGCUUCACGCUGGAGCAGCUCCAUCUCCUCAUGCUCCCGAUGUUCGCCAACGGCAAGGAGCCUCUCGGCUCCAUGGGCAACGAUGCCCCGCUGGCCGCUCAUUCAUAUAAGUACAAGGAUAUAUAUGUGUACCGUUGCUCGAAGACCUAUUCCUCCAGGAGGAAAUGCGGGUGA